CUUUUAUUUUGAAAAUGUGUUUUGACAAUCUUCGGGCUUACACUUUAACUCUUAAAAAAGAGGGAAACGAACGCUUACCGAACACAAAAACAUGUUUUUUAAUGCCUGAACUGAAGUCAAAUGGCAGCUGUGGGGACAUGGUCUUUCUCUCGUCCUGCAGUGGAGAGAAUGAGAUGCAUGCUGCUAGCUGGACAAAAUGCUACAGAUGUGGUAGAAACAGCAAUUGCAGAGGUUGAAGAUGAUGUAGACACGGGACGGCACAUUGUUGGCAGAGGAGGGUAUCCAAAUUCCAAGGGAGUGGUUGAAUGUGAUGCUGCAAUUAUGGAAGGUGUGCCAGGGAGAUUUGGGGCAGUGGCUGCACUUCGAGGAAUUGCACAGCCAUGCCGUGUAGCUCGCAAAGUAAUGGAGAAGAGUCCUCACAGUUUGCUUGUUGGAGAUGGAGCAGAAGCAUUUGCUCAGGAAUUGGGUUUUACAUCUGAACCCAAUGCCAAUAUGCUUUCCGACCAUUCAGCUACUGCUUACCGGGAGUACCUUGAAAAAAAUAAACUGGUCAGAGGUGGGCAUGAUACAAUAGGUCUUAUAGCUCUUGAUCUAAGUGGUAACAUAACAGUAGGAGUUUCCACAUCAGGAGCUCCCUUCAAAGCACCAGGGCGGGUGGGAGAUUCUCCACUUCCAGGCUGUGGGCUAUACGCUGACCAUAAAGUGGGUGCUGCAGCAGCUACAGGUGAUGGAGACAAAAUCAUGUGUUACUGCCCAAGCUUUCAUGUUGUGCAGCUGAUGAGACAAGGCUCAUCUCCUAAUGAAGCCUGUCAGGCUGUACUUGCCGACAUACAGAGGAGAAUAGGUGGCGAUAAAUGCUUUGAACUUGGGCUUAUUUCUUUGAAUAUGAAGGGAGAGGUGGGAGCUGCAUCUUCAGUGGAGUUUCCAUACACUUUCUGGAACCAAGGGUUGAGCUCGGUGGAGGAGCUAGUCAUUAACCAAUAGAAAUCCAUAAAUGUUUAAUUUCUACUCAAUAAGUAUGUGGCUGGUCAUAAAACGUCAUUUAUUUUAACAUUUGUGAUAACAUUUCAUUUCUUUGUAUGAAAACCGCUGCUCAUUAUUUUCGUAAUCAAUAAAAAAUGUACCUGGUG
Molecule: messenger RNA, 1130 nt
Organism: Carassius gibelio (silver crucian carp)
Lineage: Eukaryota; Metazoa; Chordata; Actinopteri; Cypriniformes; Cyprinidae
Exons: 10
Coding region: 121-984 (287 amino acids)
Biological process (GO): protein deglycosylation
Molecular function (GO): N4-(beta-N-acetylglucosaminyl)-L-asparaginase activity
Source: RefSeq, a predicted model, not a curated record